This is a messenger RNA of Cyprinodon variegatus (sheepshead minnow), 2099 nucleotides long. RefSeq names its product tripartite motif-containing protein 16-like. Gene Ontology annotation, molecular function: protein binding; zinc ion binding. The record is from RefSeq and is a predicted model, not a curated record. The transcript has a single exon. The coding region runs from base 13 to 1677 and encodes 554 amino acids. Lineage: Eukaryota; Metazoa; Chordata; Actinopteri; Cyprinodontiformes; Cyprinodontidae.
CAAGGAUAUCAGAUGGAUUCUGUGAAAUUCUCCUGUUCGAUCUGCUUGGAUCUCCUGAAAUACCCGGUAACUAUCCCCUGUGGACACAACUACUGCACAAACUGUAUUGGAGGCUUUUGGGAUGGUAAAGAGAAAGAUAAAGGGAUCUACAGCUGCCCUCAGUGCAGACAGACGUUCACACCGAGGCCUGUUUUAGUGAAAAACACCAUGUUGGCAGAAUUAAUGGAGGAUCUGAAGAAGACUGGACUCCAAGCUGCUGCAGCUGAUCACUGCUAUGCUGGACCUGAAGAUGUGGCCUGUGAUGUCUGCACUGGGAGGAAGAUGAAAGCUGUUAAGUCAUGUCUGGUCUGUUUAGUUUCUUAUUGUGAGAAUCACCUCCAGCCUCACUAUGAUGUCUCUGGAUUGAAGAAGCAUAAGCUGGUGGACCCCUCUAAGAAGCUUGAGGAGAUCAUCUGCUCUCUUCAUGAUGAGGUGAUGAAGAUCUUCUGUCGUACUGAUCAGCAGUGUAUCUGUUAUCUCUGCACAAUGGAUGAACAUAAAGGCCAUGAAACAGUCCGAGCUGCAGCAGAAAGGACUGAGAAGCAGAAGGAGCUCCAGGAGAGACGACAACAAAUCCAGCAGAGAAUCCAGGACCAGGAGAAAGAUGUGAAGCUGCUUCAACAGGAGGUGGAGGCCAUCAAUGGCUCUGCUGAUACAGCAGUGGAGGACAAUGAGAAGAUCUUCACUGAUCUGAUCCAUCAGAUCCAGAAAAGAAGCUCUGAUGUGAAGCAGCAGAUCAGAUCCCAGCAGGAAACUAAAGUGAGUCGAGUCAAAGAGCUUCAGGAGAAGCUGGAGCAGGAGAUCACUGAGCUGAAGAGGAAAGAUGCUGAGCUGGAGAAGCUCUCAAACACAGAGGAUCUGUACCAGUUUCUCCAGAACUACCUCUCACUGUCAGCACGCAGUGAGUCUACACACUCAUCCAGCAUCAAUAUUCGUCCUCUGAGAUACUUUGAGGAUGUGACAGCAGCUGUGUCAGAGCUCAGAGAGAAACUGCAGGGCAUCCUGAGAGACACAGGGACAAACAUCUCAGUGGCAAUAAAAGAAGUUGAGGUUUUAUUGUCAGGACCAGAACCAAAGACCAGAGGUGGAUUCUUAAAAUAUAUGUGUAAAAUCACUCUUGAUCCAAACACUGCAAACCGAUAUCUGGAGUUAUCUGAGGGUAAAAGAAAAGUAUCAAUGACCAACGAAAACCAGUGUUAUCCAGAUCAUGCAGACAGAUUCACUAGAAGAUGGCAGGUCCUGAGUAAACAACGUCUGAGUGGACGUUGUUACUGGGAGGUGGAGUGGAGUGGGAAAAAAAUUGAAGUAGCUGUUGCUUACAGGGAUAUAGAACGAACAGGGGACACAGAUGAAAGCGCAUUCGGUUUAAAUAAUAACUCUUGGGCACUGUGUUGCACACCAACAAAGUAUACGUUUUAUGGUAAAAAACAGAAGUUCGAUAUCGCUUUCAAAAGUCCAGUUUCCUCCAGAGUAGGGGUGUACUUGGAUCACAAAGCAGGUAUUCUGUCUUUCUACAAUGUCUCUGAGACCAUGCGUAACAUACUUAAAGCUACGACCUCAUUCACUGAGCCUCUACAUGUUGGGAUUUGGCUUUCACGUUCAACAGAAACAACUGCUGAGUUUAUCAAAUUAAAAUAAAGGAUAUUAAUUUCCAGGGUUGCUCUGUUUAUAGCUCUGUUUGUUUUCUAUAUUAAACAUGCAUAGAUACAUAGAUACAUGUCUAGGGAAAUCUUAAAAACUGACAAGUUCUUCAAGUAGUAAACUAGAAUAAUUAGGGAAGCUAUAAGCUACGGACAUAUUUUCCAAAUACCAUAAAGAAAGGUGACAAAAGUUGUAAUAUGUCAAUGAGUAAAUCUGUGAGCUCUAUAUUAUGUGACAUCUUUAAAUUAUAUGUAAAUUAUGUCUAAAUAAACUGCAUAGAAGUGCUCAUGUUUAUCAUAUAGGCUUUUGUUUGAUCUGUUUCUGGUUGUGUUCGCUUCCCACUGUUAGCUGGAGAUUUUUAAAUUGCUAAAUAAACAAGAUUUCGCAUUUCUGCUGUUACUAUUUUAAUUUACAUUAAU